AUGGCCAAACAUUUAAGUAUGAAAGUUUCCCUGCCUCAGACCUUCAGAGACAUUACAAAUGUGAGCAAUGCUGACCUGCAUGGGAUUCUACGGCAGUUUGAUCUCCCUACAAAAGGGAAACGUACACACAUAUAUACACUACUGGAAAGACACCUGAACAUUAAGACAGAUGAUGCCGGUGAUCAAGACCCUUUUCUGCAGACACUGCAAGACAUAACAAGUUUGAAAGAUGGAUGGACCAAGGAUAUACGCAAGGUUCCACAUAUCACACUGGACCAAAUUAAGCGGUUUCUCUAUGCGGCUCAUGACAUAGCUGAAGAAGGUCCAAAAGGCUGCUUUGAGGAAUAUUCGGAGAACAGCUUACGUGCUAACAAAGCCCUGCGUGCUUACGACUUGUGGGAAUCGGGCCAUAUCAGUGGCUAUAUGCUCAACCCAUUAAACGACAUCGAACAUUAUACUGCAUUGACCUGCGUGGCUAAUCCAUCUGGUGACACUAGUGGUACUCAGUACAGUGUGACAGUAGUUAUCAGUGACAAUGGUGAGCCAAUAGGGGCAUCAUGUACUUGUGUUGCUGGAAAAGGUGAAGCAUGCACACAUAUUGCUGGUCUGCUUUUUGGAAUCGAGGACUUCGUGGCACGUGGCUAUCGGGGUCUUCCUGGUGGUGACUUUUUGACUGAUAAACUAUGUCGUUGGAUUGUCCCAAAGGGCCCUAAGGUUGAUCCGAAACCGAUAUGCGAGGUUUCCGUGAAGAAGAACAUUCCGGGAAAGCCAAAAAAAGAAAAAAAAAGUGCUACUAGUUAUGAACCUUUGCCUGAACAACUACAACCAGUGAACUUUGAUAGUUUAACUGUACUGCAUCACACCUUAAGACAUUAG
This is a messenger RNA of Dreissena polymorpha, 876 nucleotides long. RefSeq lists its product as uncharacterized. The transcript is spliced from 2 exons. Gene Ontology annotation, molecular function: zinc ion binding. Lineage: Eukaryota; Metazoa; Mollusca; Bivalvia; Myida; Dreissenidae. The record is from RefSeq and is a predicted model, not a curated record. Bases 1 to 876 code for a protein of 291 amino acids.